AUGUACAAAUUAGCAGCGACCAAUGGUUAUGUUUGGAAUUAUGUAAUUUAUACCGGUGAGCAAGAUUCAACGGCAGGUGUCGGACAUGCUCAAACAGUAGUAAUGAAACUAUUAGAUGGUCUUGAUGGAUGUUAUCGAACCGUCGUAGCUGAUAAUUUCUUUACCAGUAUUUCCCUGGCGGAAUGUUUGUUGGAACAUGAUACAUAUCUCAUUGGAACAUUACGAACGAAUCGUGUUGGAUCAGGAGUAGAUGAAUAUAAAAUUGUCGUACUAGUGUUAGUUAUUGAAAGUAAAAAUACUUUAAUGGAAAAUACAAGUAGUAUGAAUGAAAAAACUCCUUCAUCAACACCAUCAAUUGAUGAAAAAGAUUUAGUAACAUCUAUGCGUAAACUUGAUUUAAUUAAAGAAUUAGGAGAAAAACAAAAUCAAUUUCAACGUCUUCAAAAUCAUUUACAACAAAAUACUGAAUUAGUUACACGUGAAAAUCAAGUUUUACGUGAAUUUCGUAAAGAACUUGAUAUGCUUGUACAAGAACGUAUGUCACAUAUUGAAGAAUUAAGAUUAAUACAUGCUGAUAUUAAUAUAAUGGAAACAACAAUAAAACAAGCUGAAGAAGAACGAAUAAGAACAUUACAAGAUAGUAAACGUCUAUUAAAAGAAUAUCAACCAAUAAAAGAACAAAUAAAUAAAUUACGUGAUAUACUUAAUCUUGAAAGACUUUCUGAUCAUGAUGAAGAUGAAACAACAUUAGUAGCAAUGCAAUUAAUUUCUCAACAAUCAGGUGAUCAUGAUCUAUCUUCUAAUCGAAGUAGUCAUUUAUCAUCAACAGGAUUAGAUAAUACUCAUGAACAGAUUCCAUUAGGUAUAACAUAUCAUCAUCAUCAUCCUCAAUCGCAACAAAUGGCUAAUACAACAAGUACUAAUAUUUCAAUAUCAAAUAAUAAUCAACAACAAACUUCAACAUUAAAUAUUCCAAAAGUUAUUGGUAGUAUUGGAUCGAAUGUCGAUCGAACAACAUUUCGUCAACAACCACCACCAAUGAAGACUUGUCAAUCAUGUCAACAACAAAUUCAUCGUAAUGCACCUAUAUGUCCUAUAUGUAAAGCUAAAAGUCGUUCACGUAAUCCAAAAAAACCAAAACGUCGUCAUUUAGAAGUUCAUCAAUGA
Rotaria sordida is the source of this 1167-nucleotide messenger RNA. NCBI's taxonomy places the organism in Eukaryota, Metazoa, Rotifera, Eurotatoria, Philodinida, Philodinidae. The record is from the annotation of a GenBank genome assembly.